Aspergillus udagawae is the source of this 756-nucleotide messenger RNA. Its product is annotated as dienelactone hydrolase family protein. The record is from RefSeq and is a predicted model, not a curated record. The transcript is spliced from 4 exons. Gene Ontology annotation, molecular function: hydrolase activity. The coding region runs from base 1 to 756 and encodes 251 amino acids. NCBI's taxonomy places the organism in Eukaryota, Fungi, Ascomycota, Eurotiomycetes, Eurotiales, Aspergillaceae.
AUGUCCGGCAUUAGCAAGGCUUGCUGCUCUAUCCCCCCCAUUGUUGCCCAAGGCUACCAGGGCAAAGGUGAAUACAAAACAAUCAAUAGAAUGAAGACAUACGUUACUGGUCCCGAAUCUGCCUCCAAGGCCAUCUUCAUCGUCUACGACAUCUUCGGCUUCUUCCCUCAGACAAUUCAAGGUGCCGAUAUCCUCGCUACCUCGAGCGAGCAGAAAUACCGUGUCUUCAUGCCCGAUUUCUUCGAGGGCCAACCCGCAGACAUCAGCUGGUUCCCUCCUCACACCGAAGAACACAAGCAGAAGCUGGGCAACUUCUUCCAAACCAAGGCUGCUGCUCCAGCAAACCUGCCUAAGAUUCCACCUUUCGUCUGGGAAGCGAACAAGCUCGCUCCCAACGGCAAGGCCUUCGAGUCCUGGUCUAUCCUCGGAUACUGCUGGGGUGGAAAGAUCGCAUGCUUGUCCUCUGCUGAGGAAACUAAGUUCAAGGCCGCGGUGCAGUGCCAUCCCGCCAUGCUUGAUCCCAAUGACGCUAAGAAUGUCACUAUUCCCAUGGCCAUGUUAGCUUCCAAGGACGAGAAACCCAAGGACGUCGAGGCUUUCGGUGCCAACCUUAAGGUUGACCAUUAUGUGGAGACUUUCCCUACCCAGAUCCACGGCUGGAUGGCGGCUCGGUCGAACCUUGAGGAUGAAGAAGUCCGCAAGGAGUACGAGAGAGGUUACAAGACUGUUUUGAGCUUCCUUCAGAAGCAUGCUUAA